Messenger RNA from Diorhabda carinulata, 2891 nucleotides. It is a transcript of the gene Rubicon, whose product is annotated as run domain Beclin-1-interacting and cysteine-rich domain-containing protein. Bases 179 to 2824 code for a protein of 881 amino acids. Gene Ontology annotation, molecular function: phosphatidylinositol phosphate binding. NCBI's taxonomy places the organism in Eukaryota, Metazoa, Arthropoda, Insecta, Coleoptera, Chrysomelidae. The record is from RefSeq and is a predicted model, not a curated record. Gene Ontology annotation, cellular component: intracellular membrane-bounded organelle. The transcript is spliced from 9 exons.
GUAAGCCUGUGAACAGUUUGAAAGAAUGGAUGACAGUGGACAUUGACAGUAAAUAUUAAAAAUGGGUAUUUUGAUAUGUGAGGAGUAUGAACUGUAAUUACGAGAUGAAUAGAAAAAAAUGCUUUAUUUUUUAUUAAAAUGUAGUAUAAAACCAUAAUUUAAAAAAUAAAAAUUUAUCAUGAGCGAGCCAUCUCUGUAUACGCUAAAAUAUCAGCAAUUGCUCAGAGAUUUGAAAAAUACAGUGGAAGGAUUACUUAUGACUCAAGUUGCUAAUGUUUGGUCCGUUUUUGGUGGAUUGAACAGGUUUCAUAACAUUGUUGAUAAAAUAUUUAAACAUGGCUGUAAAGGUUCAGAAGUACCGGGUUACUAUAAAUUUAUUCAAGGUUUGGAAUGGUUGCAGCCUGAAAAUACAAAAUCUUUUUUUUCAAUAGACUGUGAAUAUCGUCCACAUAUUCCUUCGCAUCUAAAAACUGAUAAAUCCGCAAUAUGGUUGUACAGAAGUUUGGAAAAUCAUUCACUUUCACAAAAACUUUCAUGGUUGCUAUCUGAUAAAACACAUUUAUCCAAUUGCUACCAGUCAUAUGCAUUUCUUUGUCAAGAAAAAUAUGCUGAAGCUACAUUAAUAUGUUUGAGAGCAGUAGAAAGAAAUCAAGCAAGUUUAUUGUCAGAUAUCAACCCAUAUUUAUUUCUCCAAAAACCCAAAGAAUAUAUAAAAGUCCACAGAAGAUGUUCAUCUUUUCCUGAUAAUCAUAUGCAAAAGAUUUACACAGAGAAACUGAAUAUCAGAAGAAAAACUAUACAAGGUCUUAAUGAUGAAUUAAUGGAAAAUGGAAAAACUGAAGUUAUUGUACAAAGUAGAAUAAAAACAUGGCACAGUAUGCCAAAUUUGUUAGAACAGCAGAUGUUACCUAAAAAGAAGCCUUGUUCAAAAAGUAAAACUACUCCAAAUACACCAAUUCAUUCCAAAAAGCUUUCACCACCUUCAUCUAAGGUCUAUAGUAACUACAGGAGUCUACAACCUAGAAUAAGAAAAAAACGACUCAAUCAGACUAUAUCAUCUAAUUCAUCUGAAGUAAAACAUGUCCUAGUUGAUAACUUGAAUAUAGUUGAAUAUACACCUUCCUUAAGCAGCUCUCAAAGCAGUGGUACUACUCUUAUUAAUGAUGAAUUAACUACUUCAUAUGUUUCAAUGCCAGAAACGAAAAAAAAGCGAGCAGUAACUUCAUCACAUUCUUCCCUAUCUGUAGUAGAUUCAUUCCUGCCAAUGGCUGGUGAAAAAGAUUACAAAAAGUUUCCCAAAAAAACAUUCAUAGAGGAUGGAGGAAUGAGUGUACUUCCUGCAACUACAGGCUACUUUCCAAAACCGAGCAAGGGCCAAAGUCUAUUAUCAUUUCUAACUUCCAGUCACUUUGCUAGAACUAAUGCAGAACUAGAUAGAGAAAAUGCACAUUUUAGCAUAUCGGAAGCAAUUAUUUCUGCAAUGGAGCAGAUUCGAUGUAAGAAGAGAUUUAAUGUGAUAGAAGAACAAUUAGAUGAUAGUGACCCUGAAAUAGUAGAUCUGAAACAAAAAAUUAGAUUAAGAAGAACAAAAAGAGUAUUGGAGAAUCAGAAAAAAGCAAUAUCUUUCAGUUUACUGAGUGAUGGAAAAACUGAUACAGCUACUACUGUAAGUCCUUGCUCUACAAGCUUUUCUGAUACAAAUGCUUCAAGCUCUGAUGAAAUAGAAGAUCUAGAAAUAAAUGAAAUAUCCAAUUUAGAAGAAAAUUCUGGUCUUUCAAUGUCAAUGGCAUCUCUUUACUCUGAAGUAGAUUUAAUGAAAAGAAAUGCACAAGGUACUCCUGAUGGUGCUUCAGACAUACUGUCUGCAGAAGGUGUUGCUAUAUCUCUUAUUAGUAAAUUUAGUGAUCGACAGUUACCAAGAGCAUCUGAUUUAGAGUGGUUGGUGUCUGAAGAAGAAACUCACCAAACACUAUUGCCUCUACCAAAAAGUUGGCCUGUGAGUCCCGAUUCAGCAGAAGAACAGAUAACUUCAUUAAGAGGAACUCAAGAUUGGGCACCCCCUAGACCCCAACUAAUAUUUACUUUACACCCAAGUCCAAUAAGAAAAGAACUAAUAGCAAAACAAAAUUAUAGAUGUGCAGGAUGUAGUAUGAGGGUGGCCCCUAAGUAUGCAUCAAGAUUUAGAUAUUGUGAAUACUUGGGCAGAUUCUUUUGCACUGGUUGUCACAAAAAUCAGUUAUCACUAAUACCAGGCCGAGUGCUUCAGAAAUGGGAUUUUAAGAGGUAUCCAGUGUCAACAUUCUCCUAUAGACUGUUGGAACAAAUGUACACCGAUCCGCUAUUUAGAGUUUUUUCACUGAAUAAAAAUAUUGGAAAGAUGGCAAAGAAUCUCGAACUUUGUCAAAGAAUUAGAUUAGGGUUACACUACUUGAAAGAUUUUAUAUUCACUUGCAAACAUGCUGAGACGAUUGGAGAAAAGCUGGUUAAGGAAAUGGGAUCAGCAUUAACGGAACCAGAAGUAUAUUCUAUGGAUGAUUUAUUUAAAAUAAAAAAUGGUGAUUUGGUUACAAAGAUGAAAUCUUUAGUAGAAAUAUGUUGUAAGCAUACUUCUGAAUGCAAGUUAUGUAUGGCGAGAGGAUUUAUUUGCGAAUGUUGUCGAGCUGACGAUGUGAUAUUCCCAUGGCAGUUAAGGACAGUCUCGAGAUGUCAAAAAUGUGGUUCUUGUUAUCAUGUAAAUUGUUGGCGUCCCGAACAGGCUCCAUGCAAGAAGUGCUCACGAAUACAAAAAAGAAAAGAAAGUGUCGAUAGUAGCAAUAUAUUUUGAACAUGUAUAUAUCAAUCAAAUUUUUUAUUUUUUUAUGUAUCAGAAAAUCAAUAUAUUUUUCCAAAAA